Molecule: messenger RNA, 2419 nt
Organism: Gamsiella multidivaricata
Lineage: Eukaryota; Fungi; Mortierellomycota; Mortierellomycetes; Mortierellales; Mortierellaceae
Exons: 1
Coding region: 125-2191 (688 amino acids)
Molecular function (GO): protein binding
Source: RefSeq, a predicted model, not a curated record
CUUUUCUCUCCUAACCGCAUAUUUUCAUCACCAACUGUAUACCCCUCCUCCUCCUCCUCCUCCUCUUCCUCCUCCUCCUCCCUCCCCUGUUUUCCUGCUUACAAUCACAUAACGCAACUCCAACAUGUCAAGGCGCACUUCACUCCUCCUAAUAUUCUCCACAAUCCUCCUUCACAUCUACACCUUCGCCCAUGCAGCGCCAUCCUCAUCCACCCGCAGUACUUACACCUCCCCCUCCUCCUCCUCUUCCAGCGCCUUCAUCGAUGGCCAAGCACUCUACGUCCUCCACAGCCUCCAACCCUCUGCAAACGCCUUCCACGCCACGACCUCGGACUCGGACUCGACCACCUCUCGCACGCUCAUGGUCGACCUCUCCGUCUCCUGGACCGAUAGCGACAUAGCCAUCAAAUACCUGCCCGACGGGCCCGCCAGUGGGACCUUCAUGCCGACGAUUCUAUCCUCCGACAGACAGGACUGGAUCGCUUUCGCCAGCAGUGGGGUGUUCGCCUACAACAUCGGAUCCGGAACCUGGAACUCGACGACGCUGUUGACGACGAGGAACUUCAAUAAGGCGAGCCAGGUCAAGCUGGCGGCGGCGACGGAUCCGGAGACAGGGAUGAUUUAUGUACCGAAUGGGUAUGUGGACGAGAACGGAUCGGUGUCGAUGAUGACGAUCGAUUGGGGGACCGGCACUAUCGGGAGCGUGCCCAUGUAUGGGGAUCUGAACUCUUUGAGUCAUUACUCCGUCGUUUGGAGCACUGCCCUGAGAUCCUUGGUCCUUUACACCGGCAUGAAUGGAGUGUCCAAUGGCCUGUAUACGUAUAACCAAACUCUGGGAUGGAGACCGCUCUUGACCAACGGUAACGUGCCGAUCCCACGGUUAGGAGCCUGCUUCGUCGCCUCGUCUGCCUCGCCUUCGAGUUCAAAACUCGUCCUCUUCGGUGGUAAUUCUGCCACACGCGACCCCUCGGUACCUCAAAAGGAUAUUUAUGUUCUCGACCUGGUCACCAUGACCUGGACCAGCGGCCCCGAAGUCGAGUACGAGAACGGACGUACAGACGCCGCAUGCGCGGUCUCAAAUGGACAUCUAAUUGCCUGGGGUGGUGUUUUGGCCAGCCCAUCAAGCGCUAGCAAGGUCUUGAUUUUUAAUCUAGGGGUCAUGGACUGGGUUCGGAACUACAUCGCCCCUUACUCGGUUCCUAGGUCUGGCACCUCUCCUGCAUCUGUCUCCGGUCCCGGGUACGGAUCUCUUCCCACUGCAACCGUGCCCAGCGGUAGUGCAGGGGCCCAGCCGACGAUGGCCCCUGCCGCCACCCAGGGAGAGUAUUUAGCGGAGAAUCGUUCAGAUCUUACAGUGAUCGUCGGAUCCGUAUGCGGAGGGGCCGUGGUCCUGAUCGCGAUCUCCGUGUGUAUCUAUCGAGUGGGAAUUUCGAUAGAAAGGAGGAACCAGAAGCAGCAGCAGCAGCAGUGGCGGCGGCAGCAGCGGCGGCACAGCAGCCUCGUAGCUUCGCGUAACAACCGGGUCGAUAUCGAGAAAGCCGGGUACCUGAUGCCAGCCAUGCCGAACGCAACAACCGCGAUCGCCAGUCCAUUCGAAGGUCCGUUACCACCACCGUUCGUGUCCAGGCCGGUGGAGAAAUCGGAGGAGGAGCAACAAGUCUUUUAUGGAUAUGGGGUCCCAAGGACCAGGCCCGCCCACUUGGGCGAGUCGAAGCUAGUCCUGGCUGCGCCCGCGCCCGCGCCCGUGGCUUCGGUCUCUGGGCCCUUCCCGUACGAGAAAUCAGAACCGUAUCAUAUCCCCAACGUCAGCGCCAACCCGAACCCGAACCCAAGCCCGAUUGCGAGCCUCACGAACAUCGCCCGGUCCCGAGAUUCAGUACUAGAGCACCUCCAGCGCCACAGCGGGAUCAUCAUCAAUUUGGUGUCUAUGGAGGAGGACGAGGCAGAGGGCGGGCUAGAGCGGUUCUCGCUCUAUUCGGAUGAGGAGCUGGAGUACCCCGAAGAGUCAGAGCCGUAUAGGUUGCCGGAGGCGGCGGUGCCUUUGUCGAUUGAGUCGAGGUCAUCGUCUAGGUCGUCGUCUAGGUCACCGUCUAGGUCGUCGUCAAGGUCGGAAUCAGAUAUCUCGACCUCGCAGCUGAUGUAUUUGGACGUCGAGCCGCCGGCGUAUCAGGGACGGAAUGAGCAGCGGUAACUUUGAUGGUGAUGGGUUGGGCAGUUCGUAGUCGUUGUAAAUAAAUUAUCCUUCUUUAUGCAUACAAAAGGGCGCAUACUCGGUAUUGUUAAUCUGGGGGGUGGGGGUUAUUUAUUGGGGGGGCGAAGGAUCGAAUCUCUGUCGUCUUCGCUUUGAGGUGAUGAAAGAAACCAGGACAAACGGUUUUUCUCUUUCAUUCAAAAGGAUGCAAGGAAGAACAUUUAUAGG